This is a messenger RNA of Cheilinus undulatus (humphead wrasse), 3245 nucleotides long. RefSeq names its product cyclin-dependent kinase 17-like. The transcript is spliced from 18 exons. The coding region runs from base 454 to 2034 and encodes 526 amino acids. Gene Ontology annotation, biological process: protein phosphorylation. The record is from RefSeq and is a predicted model, not a curated record. Gene Ontology annotation, molecular function: protein kinase activity; ATP binding. NCBI's taxonomy places the organism in Eukaryota, Metazoa, Chordata, Actinopteri, Labriformes, Labridae. Gene Ontology annotation, cellular component: nucleus; cytoplasm.
AGAUCAACCAGUAAUCACCAUCGUCUCUCACACUGCCAUGGUCUCUCCGACACGAAAAGCCACCAACAACGUUUCCUAUUUUCCACCGGGGAGUGUGACUUCGACUCUUUAAAACAAAGCCAUGCUGCCGGACAUUAAAACCCCGCGGAUAUAAGCAACACUGGAGACCAGAAAGUAGCUACCACCACACGGAAACCACAAAGAAGAAGAAGAAGCCGUCGGUGCUUUUUGUUUUUUUUCACGCUCGGAGGGAAAGACGGCAUCCGGCCUGAGAAGAAGCUCCGAGGUCGGGGACUCCGGUCGGAGUAACGCUCAUCGUUUCUGAGCACAGCAGUCAUCAAACCAGAUUCUCAAGGUGCAGACUGGAAAUCUGAAGUGACAGAGCAUUUACGGUGGCUGCUCCACAACUGCGCAGCUGUGGCUGUCUUCAGGCCUCCCCUUCCUGAGAGCUCCAUGGAGAAAAUGAAGCGGUUCAAACGGCGUCUCUCUCAGACGCUACGAGGCAGCCACACCAUUGAUGAGUCGCUGUCAGAGCUGGCUGAACAGAUGACCAUCGAGGAGAACGGCCUGAAGGACAGUGAGCCCAUAGUGAGGAAUGGCCGUCCUCCAUCAGCACACAGUGUCCACUCCUUCCUCCACCAGUACACAGGCUCCUUUAAGAAGCCGCCACUGAGACGGCCUCAGAGCGUCAUCGGGGGAGGCCUGGGCUCACUCAUGGUCAUGCCUCGCAACGGCAGUCGCCUUGAUAUCGUCCAUGAGAACCUGAAGAUGGGCUCGGACGGGGAGAGUGACCAGGCGUCUGGGACUUCCUCUGAUGAGGUGCAGUCACCCACGGGAGUUUGUCUGAGGAACAGAGGGAACAGACGUAUCUCUGCUGAGGACCUAAACAAACGUCUCUCCCUGCCGGCCGACAUCCGGAUACCUGACGGUUACCUGGAGAAGCUGCAGCUGAGCAGCCCGCCCUUUGACCAACCGCUGAGCCGACGCUCUCGUAGAGCUUCACUGUCAGAAAUUGGAUUUGGGAAGUUGGAGACUUACAUCAAACUGGACAAACUGGGGGAGGGUACAUACGCCACCGUAUUCAAAGGGAGGAGUAAACUGACUGACAACCUGGUGGCACUGAAGGAGAUCAGACUGGAACACGAGGAGGGGGCACCAUGCACAGCCAUCAGAGAAGUGUCGUUACUGAAGGACCUGAAACACGCCAAUAUUGUGACGCUGCAUGACAUUGUCCACACAGACAAGUCGCUCACACUCGUCUUCGAGUACCUGGACAAAGACCUGAAGCAGUACAUGGAUGACUGUGGGAACAUCCUGAGCAUGCAGAAUGUCAAGAUCUUUUUGUUUCAGAUCUUGCGAGGCUUGGCGUACUGUCACAGGCGGAAAGUUCUCCAUCGAGACCUGAAGCCCCAAAAUCUUCUCAUCAACGACAGGGGAGAACUCAAACUGGCCGACUUUGGCCUGGCGAGGGCCAAGUCGGUGCCCACUAAAACAUACUCUAACGAGGUGGUAACGCUCUGGUAUCGGCCUCCUGAUGUGCUGCUGGGCUCCUCUGAGUAUUCCACACAGAUCGACAUGUGGGGUGUGGGCUGUAUAUUCUACGAGAUGGCUGCCGGCAGACCCCUGUUCCCCGGCUCUACAGUGGAGGACGAGCUGCACCUCAUCUUCAGGCUGCUAGGCACUCCCACAGAAGACAGCUGGCCUGGAAUCUCCUCCAUCGACGAGUUCAAGUCCUACAAGUUCCCCAAGUACAAGGCCCAGCCGCUCAUUAACCACGCACCAAGGUUGGACACUGAUGGCAUCGACCUGCUGAUGUCAUUUCUAAAAUACGAGUCGAAAAAGAGGACCUCUGCUGAUGAAGCGAUGAGACAGCCGUACUUCAGGAGCCUGGGGCCACGCGUGCACACACUGCCAGAGAACAUAUCCAUAUUCACACUGAAGGAGGUCCAGCUGCAGAGAGAUCCCGGCUACCGGAACUCAACUUACCCUGAGUCAGGCAACGGAAAGAGCAGAAGACAAAGCAUGCUGUUUUAGAUUUUCUGGACUGUAUUUUUUUAUUUGGGAAGGAUCUCCUUGCUGUACAGUAACCUGAGAUGGAUGUUGGCGCUGAGCAUCAUCAUCAUCAUCAUCACUCCUCAGAAAUGACUUGGGGAAACUCGUCCACAGUGCGGCCUCCCCCCCUCCCCCCUGCUCGCCAGGUUUGGCCUGAGGCGGGCCCAAAAGAGACAUUUAUAUACUGUACAUCUAUAUUUAUUGAGAAGAGAAUUUGCUGCUAAAUACAACUACUGUCUAGAAUUCUAACUGGCUCUGUCACUUUAAUGAGUACAUGCAAUGUGUAUAGUUUUUUUUCUUUGAAGUGGUGGUAUUUUUAGUGAUCUUUUUUGUCAUUAUUUCCAUUUUCAUACGAACAAAAGUGCACCUCAAAGCUCCUUGGCGUGUGUGGGCGUGUGAGAUGCACAGAGGGAUGUCUCUGUAGCUAUAAGGUUUGAUUUUCUGUCUCUGUUGCCACUUUGCUGCACACAUAAUACACAACCAUUUUUUUCUGAAGGUUUCUGAGGCCAGAUUUGACGCAACUGAUCAUUUUAUCCUAACUGGAGGCUCUCAUGAGAGCUGUGCGUUCCUGUCAGAUGCAGGCGUAUCAUUCCAGGAUGCUGCGGUCUCUUGUUGUGACCAAUGAACAAAUGCAAGGAGUAGGGGGAAAAAAGCAAUGUAGGAUUAUUAACAAGGGCAUUACAGGAUUAGUUCUGCCUCCUAAAUUCUUCAGAAGAGAUUAAACUGCCGUGAACAACCGUCUCAUCCUUUCCCACCUCAAUCUGACGCGUGAUCUGCUGCGGUCUGUUACAAAGACAAGGUUCCAGGUGUCUGCCACUCUGCCUUUGCGAAUUACAGAUGUGUUCUCCCUUCUGUCAUUCCCAUCUCCCAUCAUCUGUAAAAAUGGAUCCUUUUUCCUUUUUGGACUGCCUCCAUCAUUGUGUUGCAUGCCUGCUCUGUUGUAUGAGGAAGCACACAGCCACUGAACUCCUGAUUCAGGGAGCACUAGCUAUAGUCCUGCCCCUAGUGAAUAUGAGUCAAAGUCUAUUUAACAGUGUUACCAGAGAUGUUUUGUAUGAUAUUCUUUAACUUUAUUUGUGGAUCAUUGUUAUUGGUGUGGGAUUUCAUUGCAGAUACCCUCCCAUAUUUGAGCUUUUUCCAGAGUAAAGAAAAUAAAAUCUAAAGUUUAAACAGAAAUAUUUUGCAUUGUUUUU